AUGGACUGCAGAAAAUUUGAGAUAACCCUUUUGUCAGCAAAUGACUUGGAAGAUGUUCGAAAAUUUUUCAAGAUGAAAGUUUACUUGAGGGUUUCAAUAGGGGGAAGCAGCGAAGCAGAGAGGAGAACUCCAGCAGACAAGCAUGGCGAGGUCAACCCUGCAUGGAAUUUCACUUUGAAGUACACCAUAAAUGAGUCCAUGGUACAACAUUUCAACACUGUGCUCGUCAUUAAACUGUACUGUAAACGUAAACUAGGGGAUAGGUACAUAGGAGAAGUUCAUACCUCCAUGAAAGAUUUGUUUGAUUAUGCAUAUCCUGUUGGGGGCAGUGCUGUUGUGAGUCAUCCUGUGCAAAAUGGUUCUGUGAAUUCACAAGGAGUUUUGAGGUUUUCUUAUAGGUUUGGGGAAAAGGUAUGCAUCGACAAACUCCUGUUAGCUGAAAGUCUUGCUGAUUGGAGUUCAUGGAAUUUUGUUUAG
This is a messenger RNA of Coffea arabica (coffee), 477 nucleotides long. The record is from RefSeq and is a predicted model, not a curated record. Lineage: Eukaryota; Viridiplantae; Streptophyta; Magnoliopsida; Gentianales; Rubiaceae.